Molecule: messenger RNA, 2052 nt
Organism: Monodelphis domestica (gray short-tailed opossum)
Lineage: Eukaryota; Metazoa; Chordata; Mammalia; Didelphimorphia; Didelphidae
Gene: NFE2
Product: nuclear factor, erythroid 2
Biological process (GO): regulation of transcription by RNA polymerase II
Cellular component (GO): nucleus
Molecular function (GO): RNA polymerase II cis-regulatory region sequence-specific DNA binding; DNA-binding transcription factor activity, RNA polymerase II-specific
Source: RefSeq, a predicted model, not a curated record
GAAACCCUAUCUUCCUUCCCUACCCUCCUCUGCCCUAGGGCUGAUAACCCCUUAUCUCCCCCAGCCAGGAGGAGGCGAGGGUGGGGGAACAGGAGAGGGCCAGACUAUUAUCGAGGGAGGACCAGGCCAGGCUUGGGAUGCCCUGGCUGACGGAGCAGUGGUGAUGGACUCUUUCCUCUGGACGGGCCCUCUUACAUGUCUUGGGAAGAAAGAAAGGUUUCGAUCCAGGAAGUGAGAGGCCGAAGGAGGGAGGGAAGAGAACUGGGCGUCCUGGCUCCUUCCUUGAGCCUAGAAGAGGUUUUGGGGGGUGAGGAGCAUCGGAGGAGGGAAGGUCUCUCCGGAAACAAAGGAUAGGCUCUAAGCAGGCAGACGGUCCUACGAUAGGAAGGACUCCUCAGCUCACGGAGCCUGCUGGUCAAGAAGGACGCCGGAGAGUUAGGAGAGGAUUGCUCGGGCGACCUUGGCUUGGGGGGAGCCUUUCCUGGCUCGGGGCCUGCUAGGAUGCCCCCGUGCCCUCCCCAGCAGAGCAGAAACCGGGCGACGCUGCUCGCGGCCCCCGAGCUGGGAGAGAUGGAGCUCACCUGGCAGGAGAUCAUGUCCAUCACGGAGCUGCAGGGCCUUGAUAUCCCAAAUGAGCCACCCUUUGAGUCCCCAGUGCCGUACUCUGGGCCAGCGCCACCCCCUGCUUACGGACCUUGCCCAAUUCUCCCCGACACCGGCAGCCACCUCCCCUCCCCUUAUGAGGGUCUCUACCAGGACUUCCCCCCUCCCUCAGCCUUGGUUCCCGACUCUCCCUAUGCAUAUGGCGGCCUGGCCCUUCCUGUUUCCAAGCCCAUGACCCUCUCGGGACUUCUCAGCGACCCUCUCCCCAAAUCCCUGUCCCUGCUGGACAUGGGACUGCCUGUGGGACCCAUCAAAGCCCAAGAGGAUCCUGAAUCGGACUCUGGUUUAUCCCUCAACUAUAGCGAUGCAGAAUCCCUGGAGAUGGAGGGAAUGGAGGCAGGGAGGCCGAGAAGAGAGUAUGUGGAGAUGUUCCCUGUGGAGCAGCCCUACCCACUCAUGCCUGCCUCUCUAGUCCAUUCCAACUAUGCCAUGCCGCCUCCUGAUCCUCAUUUGACUUUUGAGCCCGCCCCGUUGUGCCCUGGAAGAGCCAAGCCCUCGGGGCGAGGGGAGACGGGAAGCAGGGAUGAGCGCAGGGCUCUGGCCAUGAAGAUCCCCUUCCCCACCGAGAAGAUCGUCAACUUACCCGUGGAUGACUUUAACGAGCUGGUCGCCAGGUAUCCACUGAGCGAGAGCCAGCUGGCCCUGGUCAGGGACAUCAGGCGGCGGGGCAAGAACAAGGUGGCCGCCCAGAACUGUCGGAAAAGGAAGCUGGAGACCAUCGUGCAGUUAGAACGAGAAUUGGAGAGGCUGGGCAAUGAGCGGGAACGGCUGCUCAGGGCCCGAGGGGAGGCCAACCGGACCCUGGGGGCCAUGCGCCAGCAGCUGGCAGAGCUGUACCGAGACGUGUUCCGCAGGCUUCACGACGAGGCUGGCAACGGCUACUCCCCAGAAGAGUACGCCUUGCAACAGGCCACCGACGGGGCCAUCUUCCUGGUGCCCAGGGGAGUCAAGCUGGAGUCGUCAGACUGACGGGGGAGAGAAAUGAGGAGGGAAAGAAAGGGGAAGGAGUCAGGGAUGCGCUUCCUUCUUCCCCUUGCCUGGACUGUCUCCUAAUGGUGCUCCUCGGUGGUGAGUGGAUGUGCAGGGCUCAGGAAGAAGGGCAUCUUUGGGGAAAUGAAGCCUGGAGGUGACCCAAGGAACAGGACUCCAGGGGGCCCUGUGGGAAGCCUGCCUCCCUCCUGGGCUCUCCUUUCCCUUCCGUCUCCAAGGACGUAUCCUAAGCUUUGACAGAUAAAGUAUGAUACAGAAAACUUGAUUUGGUUCUCUUUCACGUGUCCAAUUUGGGCCUCCACAGAUGUCCCCGAGCUGUUGGGGUAAGGGUGGCGGGACUGGGCAGGGCAUGAAUGGAGAAGAUCCUGGCUAGGUCUUGCUUCUAUAGCCCAAUAACAG